AUGACUAAUGGACAACCAAACCCUCGUAAUCAUGCUUCUAGCUCGAGUGCAUCUACUAAAGCUGAAAAACGAAAAGAGUAUCAAAAAAGAUACUAUGCUGCACGCAAAGAAAAUAACAAAGUAUCUAAAUUUGGGAGUGGUGAUGCCUCCCAAAGUGCUUCAUCAAUAUCUUUAAUGAUGUUAGCAAACUUAGAAAUUCCAGAGGAAUUGUACCGACUUUUCACAUCUCAAGAUGAAAUUGGAGAUAUGUUUAGGCAAAACAUCCGUGCUUAUAACACCAAUUUUUCUUUUGCCUCAAUGGGUGUGACAUUGGAUGAUACAUUGAACAAUAUGAGAGACGGCGUAUAUACUUUUCAUGCACAUAAAGAAAUAUAUCACAGAAUCGACCAAUUAGUUCCGAGGGACGGGACCCCUAGGUACUUGCAGUUGUAUUUUUACGAUCCUGAUACUGAGUUAGAUCACAGACUCCGAUGGCCAAAUCUUGAUCGGCGUAUUACUCAGAUUUUAACACGUGUUCUUUCUACAAACCCAUAUGUCGAUACGUUUAGAAGACUUGCGGAACUAGGACCUCUGGACAACUAUAGAGUCACUUUGAAUACUUCGGUUGAACUUGACCAAAGGGUGUACAACCGACCAACGACAUCGGAGGUUGCUGGCAUUUGGGUUGAAGGUAAUGACAAUAUCACUUCGUAUAAACGAAGUAUUGUUGUGUACGAGGCAAACACACGAAGUGGUAGAACAACCGUGGCUAUGCGAGAGUACUACUGUUACAAGUUCCAGAUUCGAUCUACCGAUAAUAUGCUUUUGUUCGGUGGUAGGCUGCUACAGCAGUUUGUGGUUGAUGUUUACAUCAAAAUUGAAACGUCACGCUUAGAAUUUUGUGAGAGAAACCAGGCUAAGUUUCGGGCCGAAUUGUACCAAGGUAUUGUGGAUUGCGUCAAUACUGGUGAGGUUCAUGCAAACAGAGUCGGGAAAAGAAUUGUGUUGCCUGCAUCUUUCAUCGGGGGGCCUCGCGACAUGCGACGUCGGUUUCUAGAUGUGAUGACGUUAGUUCAAGAUGACGGCAAGCCUGAUGUAUUCCUUACAAUGACAUGUAAUCCUAAGUGGCCUGAGAUAUGUGAUAAUUUACAUGUUGUUCGAACUGCUACAGAUCGUCCAGACCUUGUUUCAAGAGUGUUCCGGGCUAAAUUAGAAGAUCUUAAGGAUCAACUCUUCAAGAAACAUGUCCUCGGGGAAGUUAAGGCAUACGUCUAUGUCAUUGAAUUUCAAAAGCGGGGUUUGCCGCAUGCACAUUUUCUCCUAAUCAUGUACCCGCAACACAAGAUCAAUAACGCGGACCAUUAUGAUAAGGUUGUGUGUGCUGAAAUUCCUAACAAACUAACACAUCCCAUAUUGCAUGAGAUGGUUGUCAAGCACAUGAUUCAUGGUCCUUGCGGCAAUUUACGAUCAAGCAAUCCUUGUAUGCAGGGUGAUCCUAAAAUUUGUCGUUUUCGCUAUCCUAGACAAUUUAACGAACAGACGACACAAGAAGAAGAUUCGUAUCCGUUGUAUCGAAGGAGAGACACCGGGAUAAAAGUGGACCUACGAGGACAAACACUUGAUAAUAGAUGGGUGGUCCCAUAUAACCCAAGGCUUUUGAUGAUGUUUAACUGUCACAUGAAUGUUGAAGUUUGCUCAAGUAUAAAAUCUGUGAAAUAUCUUUUCAAAUAUGUUUAUAAAGGACAUGACAAACAGGUUAUUCAAGUCGAUCAAAGUGAGCCAGGGAUUGUUAUUAAUGAGAUAAAAAGAUUUCAAGAUGCACGCUACAUAUCGCCCCCAGAGGCUAUGUGGCGCAUUUUUUCCUUCUCUCUUUCUCAAAUCUUUCCUGCUGUUCUAGCCUUACAACUUCAUCUCCCAAAUAAUCAGAUGGUUAGAUUUAGAGAUGAUGACUUGAUGCCUAAUAUUGUUGAUAGGGAAAGGGAUAAGAGAACCAUGCUAACAACAUUUUUUGAGAUAAAUAGAAACGAUGAAACAGCAAGGGUACAUUUGUAUAAAGAUUUUCCAAAACACUUUACGUGGAAUGGAGGCACACGCCGUUGGAGUCGUCGUCUCGGUAAAAAACAAAGAGGUCGUAUCGUUUCCGCUAAUCCAGCCGAAGGAGAAAGGUACUACUUACGCCUACUUUUGUCAAAUGUCAGAGGGCCUACUUCUUUUGAACAUCUUUGCACAGUUAAUGGUCAACGGUGUGCGACAUUUCGGAAAGCAGCUCUUGAGUUAGGCUUAAUAGAAGACGAUGAAUAUCUAUCACAAUGUCUCGAAGAAGCCUCUACGUUUCAGUUUCCCAAUGCUCUUAGAAGGUUAUUUGCGACCAUAAUGAUUUUUUGCCAACUUGGAGAUAUUCGAAAGUUAUGGAAUGACCACUUUGAUUCACUGUCUGAAGAUCAUCGGUUACACUGUCAAAGUAUAGAACGAGUUCAAAAUAUGGUUCUUACCAAAAUUAGUGUCUUGGUACAAUCCAUGGGUAGAAAUUUCAAUGAGUUCGACCUUCCUAAGAUAACAGACGAUGUUAACUUACAAGAUGCAGGUUGUCGUGAGUUACAAGAAGAGUAUGGGAUUGUUUUGGAACCUGAACACUUGAGUGCCAAAGAUUCACUUAAUCCGGACCAAAAAAACGUGUUUGAUGAGAUCAUGAUGCUUGUUGAUAAUGAUCUUCCAGGCGUGUUCUUUAUUGAUGGUCCAGGUGGAACUAGAAAAACAUUUUUGUACAUUGCCUUGCUUGCUGAAAUUCGGUCACGUGGUCUUAUUGCUCUCGCAACAGCUUCGUUAGGUGCAGCGGAUAAUAAUAUGCCAGGAGGUAGAACGGCUCACUCGAGAUUCAAGAUUCCUCUUAAUCUUGAAAAUAAUUCAAUGUGCAAUAUCAAAAAACAGAGUGGGGCCGCUUAA
This is a messenger RNA of Helianthus annuus (common sunflower), 2922 nucleotides long. RefSeq lists its product as uncharacterized. Gene Ontology annotation, biological process: telomere maintenance; DNA repair. NCBI's taxonomy places the organism in Eukaryota, Viridiplantae, Streptophyta, Magnoliopsida, Asterales, Asteraceae. The transcript has 4 exons. The record is from RefSeq and is a predicted model, not a curated record. Gene Ontology annotation, molecular function: DNA helicase activity. The coding region runs from base 1 to 2922 and encodes 973 amino acids.